This is a messenger RNA of Closterium sp. NIES-65, 474 nucleotides long. The record is from the annotation of a GenBank genome assembly. Lineage: Eukaryota; Viridiplantae; Streptophyta; Zygnematophyceae; Desmidiales; Closteriaceae.
AUGGCUCAGUGCAACAAGGGAAUGGGGAUGUGCGAGAGUGACAUUGCAUACUUCUUCCGCCUCGUGAAGAACAAGGGCUUCGAUCCCAACGCACUAUGGGACUGGAAUGGGAAAUACGCGAUUGACAAGUAUGCGUUGGAGAUCUUGGGUAUAGAGAAGCGCAAGUACAUCACAGUGGAAGUUCGUGUGGAUGGGUGGCCCACUGUCUUCAUUCUGAAGUUCAUUGACCCUCUGGAGGCGCUACGGCGGCUGUGGGCAGACCCGAGGAAUGCUAAAGGUUUCGUACACAGAGCAGCACCAACAUAUGAAGGAGAGGACAGGGUUUAUGGGGCGGCAGAGACAGGAACGUUAUGGGAGGAGGCGCAGUGGGGAGAUGAGGGUGUGUGUGUGAGUCAGUGGGGAGAUGAGGAGGUGUGUGUGAUGCAAUGGGGAGAUGAGGAGGUGGCAGCGAUGGUGGGGACAUGUUUUUGUUAG